AUGGAGACACGUAAACCGUCCGCGCUACUGACCCUGCCGUACUCCCUGAGCACCAAGACCCUGGGCUCGCCCGGGACCCCGCCCCGCCUGCCUCUAAGGGACCACCCCUUCGGGGUCUCCUGGCGCCUGGACGCCGCGUGCUGGGAGCCGGUGCCCGGGAUCUGCGCGCGGAGACCGCCGUGUCCACCCCUGCCGCUGGACGGAGCCUUCGAGCCCACCUGCCUGCGGAAGCGCAACGAGCGCGAGCGGCAGCGGGUGCGCUGCGUGAACCAGGGCUACGCGCGCCUCCGAGAACACCUACCCCGCGAGCUGGCCGACCGGCGCCUCAGCAAGGUGGAGACGCUCCGCGCCGCCAUCGGCUACAUCAAGCACCUGCAGGAGCUUCUGGCGCGGCACACUCUCGGCCAGGAGGGCCUGCCCGGUGCCGCCACGCCGCACAGGGCUGAGUGCAACAGUGACGGAGAGUCCAAGGCCUCCUCGGCGCCAUCGCCCUGCAGCGAGCCCGACGAAGCGUGCUGCUAG
This is a messenger RNA of Ochotona curzoniae (black-lipped pika), 522 nucleotides long. It is a transcript of the gene ASCL4, whose product is annotated as achaete-scute family bHLH transcription factor 4. The transcript has a single exon. The record is from RefSeq and is a predicted model, not a curated record. Lineage: Eukaryota; Metazoa; Chordata; Mammalia; Lagomorpha; Ochotonidae. Gene Ontology annotation, biological process: regulation of transcription by RNA polymerase II; developmental process. Gene Ontology annotation, molecular function: protein dimerization activity; RNA polymerase II transcription regulatory region sequence-specific DNA binding; DNA-binding transcription factor activity, RNA polymerase II-specific. The coding region runs from base 1 to 522 and encodes 173 amino acids.